Molecule: messenger RNA, 4236 nt
Organism: Penicillium verhagenii
Lineage: Eukaryota; Fungi; Ascomycota; Eurotiomycetes; Eurotiales; Aspergillaceae
Product: SKI complex subunit tetratricopeptide repeat protein SKI3
Exons: 2
Coding region: 1-4236 (1411 amino acids)
Cellular component (GO): Ski complex
Molecular function (GO): protein binding
Source: RefSeq, a predicted model, not a curated record
AUGUCGAACAAAGCUGCUUUAAAAGCUAUACGAGCUGCUCUUGAUGCCAGAAAGUUUGACAUUGCGUGUGAGAAGGCCGAAGAUUUGGUGAAGGAAGAUGCUAAAGAUUAUUAUGCCAAUGUAUAUCUAGGCGUCGCAAACGAUAAACUACGAAAGUCAAAAGAUGCCGAACAAGCAUAUUUGGCUGCAACUCGCAUCAAGCCUGAGGAAGGUGUCGCUUGGCAAGGAUUGAUCGGCUUGUACGAUAAGCUGGGCAGUGCAAAGCUCGAUGCUUACCAUGAUGCGGCUCUUGCCCUCGGACUGAUUUUUGCCGAGCGUCAGGGUAAAGUCGACUUGUGCCAAGAAGUGAUAAACAAAUACAUCUCGCUUGCUAAAAGGAGUGGUUCGAUUGCCCAGAAGAAGAAAAGCCUGGAAAUACAACUCCCAACCUCCCCGGUCUACGAUAUUCUUGAAGGACGGCUGCACCAUCCCUCUCUGACCUACCUCCGCUUGAUUGAACUCGCCGAACCCGAAGAAAAGGAAUACAUCAACCGAGAAAUUGGUGAGCGCAGAACCCGCCUUGGGGCACGGAUCGAGAAAGUUACCAUGGAAGUCAAACGGGAAGCCUUCAAAAACAGUGAACUGGCCAAGCUGUAUGCAGGCAUGAUCCAAUGGUCGAACGACGAUGCAGUUCGGCGCCAGUGCGAGGAAAAGCUUCUCCAACGAGCAUACGAUGAGCUUGAGGUCAUUCCUGUGAAAGCAAAGCGGUCGAAACGAAACGAAAUCAUCAAAGCUGCACAGGACAUGGUCAUCAUCAAACAUCCUUUUGAGCUUGCGUGGAAGAUCGUGUUGGAGUGGAAGGAUAUUACCGAUUACUCGGAAUGGGACGUAGGUGUUGUAAGAGAGUUCGUCGAGUUCUUCCCUGAGACGGGGCUAGCCAAGGUUCUGAGAGGUUUCCUAGCCAGUGACCUCUCACCAUUCCCUCCGGAGGAGACAACCCAAACAGAUAAAGAACCGACCGGUGCUUCGAGUUCUGACAUCAUGUCGGUGUCCCUGAUGGUUGAGGGCCUUGAUUUGGCUCGUUCCUCAGUCGUUGCGCACCGGAUUAUGGCUGAUGUCUAUUUCUCCAUGGGUGAACAUGCAAGUACAGUGGAGGUUGCUCGGAAGGGUCUCCUCAAUGUCCAAGAACUUGAUAAACUUACCACUCUGAGUCUGGCCAAUACAGAAGAUUCCUUGAACAUCAAACUUGCCAAUUCUCUCAUAUCCCACCAGUCUCCGCGGCACCAUCCGGAGGCCAAGAAAAUUUUCGAAGAAAUCCUCCAGCGAAAACCAACUUCUACAAACUGCCUUCUGGGUAUUGGGCUGAUCUCGAAGGUCGACGAAAAUUACCCAGAAGCUGCGGAUUUCUUAGAGCGUGCCUUGAAGCGUGAUCCAUCGAACAUCUUGGUUCAAGGUGAACUUUUCUGGUGCAAAGCACUUACCGGUGAUCUUGAAACAGGUCUUAAUGGCCUCCAGGAGACACUGGAACGCUUCGAGAAAGAGAAAGAACCAAACACCGAAUUUAGGAGUGAACUUCACUACCGCAUCGGAUACUGUCAGUGGGAGUUAGACCAAUCUCCGGCUGCGAGGAAGAACCGCAAAGGGGCAUACGCUAGCUUCCUUUCAUCUAUUCAACUAAACAUGAACUUUGCGCCGGCAUAUACGAGCCUCGGUCUCUACUACGCAGAUUACAAGGGCGAUAAGACUAGAGCUCGUCGGUGUUUCCACAAAGCGUUUGAAUUGUCGCUAUCAGAGAUCGAAGCAGCUGAGCGCCUUGCCAGAGGGUUCGCUGACCAAAAGGAGUGGGACCUGGUUGAGGCCAUUUCACAGCGAGUCGUAGACUCAGGCAAGGCUAAACCUGCCCCUGGCUCAAAGCGUAAGGGCUACAGUUGGCCAUUUGCGGCACUUGGUACCGUACAAAUCAACAAGCAGCAAUACUCAAAGAGCAUAGUCUCCUUUCAAGCUGCUUUGCGAAUCUCAGCUACUGACUAUCACUCCUGGGUGGGUUUAGCGGAGAGCUAUCACCACUCUGGUCGAUACAUCGCUGCGACCAAGGCUUUUGAGCACGCGAAGGCAUUAGAAGAGACUUUGUCGAGCGAAGAAAAGAAGCACAUUUGGUUUGCAAGAUACAUGCUGGCCAACGUGAAAUGUGAGCUUGGGGAGUACGACGCUGCCAUCACUGACUACGAAGACAUCUUGAGCACGAGACCCAGUGAUGUUGGUACCACAGUUGCCUUGCUUCAGGCACUGGCAGAGAGCUCGUGGAAGAGUCUGCACUCCGGUUUAUUCAACGAUGCAGCAGAACUUGCGAAUAAGACUAUUCAAGUCGCGCACUCACUAGCAACAGUUCGCAUUAAUAUUUUCAACCUGUGGAAAGCAGUAGGCGACGCCUGUGCAACUUUCUCCUACAUCAAGAAAAAAGCGGACAAAAUGUGCUUGACUACUUGCAUAAACUUGUUGAACGCUCAACUUGAUCCGGCGGCGCUGGAUAUCAUGUCCGAGGUGGAUGGCGUGGGCCACGAGUGGCUUGAAUCCAGUAGCGAAAGCGCCGUUUCAUCAGAUACUUGUAUCUACAUGGCCAUUCUUGCUUAUAAACGCGCUAUGCAUGUUUCGGCCAAUGAUCAACAUGCCCAGGCCGUCGGAUGGUACAAUCUUGGUUGGGCGGAAUUCCGUGCAUACCGAACUGUGCAGCCGGAGUAUGGAAAUAAGGAAAAGAAGUCUCGCAAUUUUCUCAAAGCGGCAAUGCAGUGUUUCAAGAAGGCUAUUGAACUGGAGGCUGGCAACUCGGAGUUCUGGAACGCGCUUGGUGUGGUCACAACGAGCUUAAGUCCCAAGGUUGCCCAGCACUCGUUCGUGCGCAGCUUACAUUUGAACGAGCGUAGUGCACAGGUGUGGACCAAUCUUGGUGCACUCUAUCUUCUGCACAACGAUUAUUCACUGGCAAACGAGGCUUUCACCCGUGGUCAGUCUAUUGAUCCGGAUUAUUCACAAGCGUGGGUUGGCCAAGGAUUCGUCGCACUUCUCUUUGGUGAGGCUAGAGAGGCACGAGGCCUCUUUGCACAUGCAUUCGAUAUCUCGAAUUCAUUUGAUAUGCUUCCCAAGCGCCAAUACUCUUUGACUCUAUUCGACCACCUCCUUUCCGACUUCUCUGUUUCCAACGAAGUCUCCCAACUGAUCCAGCCAUUCUUUGCGCUGCAUCAACUUUGUAUCCAGGAUCCCUUCGACCUGCCAUUCAUGCACAUUUCUGCCCUUUUGGCCGAGAGAAUGGGCGAGACAGCCGAUGCUGAGUCUAGUCUGGAAAUGGUGUGUACGGGCAUGGAAGCCGAGUACGAAGAAUCCGAGUCAUUGGAAUCGCUCUCGAAUUUUGCUCAAGCCAAUGCGGAUUUUGCUCGCGUUCUUCUUGCACGCCAUGAGUAUGAGCAAGCGGCGGAUAAGGCCGAAACUGCACUGUCACUUUCAGGCGAAGAAGAUGCCAGUGGUUUUGAUCCUGAAGCUCGGACCAAGCUUCGCCUGUCUGCCCACCUGACGGCUGGUUUGGCAUACUACUUUACACAGUCCAUGGACCGUGCCAUCGACAUGUUCCGUGAUGCUUUGGCCGAAGCUACCAAUACCCGGGAUGUUCCCGAUGUGGUUUGUCUCCUCGUCCAAGUACUAUGGGCCCAGGGUGGCAAGGAAGAGAAAGAGGUCGCUCGUCAGCAGCUUGACGAUUGUAUCAAGGAACACCCAGAUCAUAUUGGUAUUAUUAGCCUUUUCGGAGCCAUUACGAUAGUAGACGGGGACAGGGCUUGUAUUGAGGCACUUGAGUCCGAUCUGCGAAAGAACUUCAGUCGGGAUGACAUCGACAUGCACGAUCAAGCCAAACUUCUCAAGCUUCUGGCUGCAAUCUCAGCCCAGGGAUUGAACAAAGAUGCUGCUUCUCUUCUCCCUCAGCCCUUGCGACAGAUCAAAGAAGCCACCUCAGCCAUCAUGAUGUGUCCUGGCCAGCCACAGGGCUGGUUGGAGCUUGCUGAGGUGUCGGAAUCCGCGCAUCCAGCUGAAAUGGCCAUCAGCCGAGCUUUACGUUGCGCUCCUCCGCAUGGCAAUAUUGACGCCACUGAUCUCAGCAUGGCGUACGCCCAAACUGGCAAGCUUGGGGAUGCUUUCAGAUCCAUCAUGUUCUCUCCGUGGAGACAGGAUGGCUGGGAAAGCUUGAACUGUGCUCUGAAGGAUUGGGCAUGA